This is a messenger RNA of Loxodonta africana (African savanna elephant), 5905 nucleotides long. RefSeq names its product FIC domain protein adenylyltransferase (gene FICD). Bases 2756 to 4132 code for a protein of 458 amino acids. NCBI's taxonomy places the organism in Eukaryota, Metazoa, Chordata, Mammalia, Proboscidea, Elephantidae. The record is from RefSeq and is a predicted model, not a curated record. Gene Ontology annotation, molecular function: protein binding. The transcript is spliced from 2 exons.
AGCGAGCCCUGGGCGGGGUCUUGAAAGGGGCGGCUCCGCAGAGUGAACUUAGACUAGUCCCCUCGCCUCUCUGGGCCUCAGUUUCCCCUUCCAGGGGUAGUGGAGAGGUGAGAGAUUCGCGUCUUCCGGAACGCACGCCCUCCCCGGCCCACACCUCCGUCACUGGUGAACUCCUGUGUUGCCUUUACAGCCCUCCCUCUCAGGAAGCCCGCCCAGACCCCCGAACGAAGCAGUCACUCUCCCUCUGCCAUGCCCCCUGAGCACACCGAUCGGACCUCCAUUAGAGCGCAUCCCAAGCCUUUUCGGACCCUCUGUCAACAAGUCAGGCUCGCCCUAUUAGCCUCUAAACCCUAAUCGGACAUUUCAGAGUCAGCCCAGAGUGAGUUCACGUGCCUUGCUAAUUAAUAAGGCAGAGGCUAAGUACCUGGGGACUCUGGACAGAAGCGCACUGAGGUUUCAUUCCUGUAGGACAUCUGAAGAGGACUUACCCCUCUGUGCCUUAAUUUCCCUCCUCUUUAAAAUGGAGCUACUAGUUAAUCUUUCAGGAGUCCCUGGGUGGUGCAAGGAGCCCUGGUGCCAUAAUGGUUAGUGUUUGGCUGAUAACCAAAAGGUCAGCAGUUCAAAUCCACCAGCCACUCAUUGGAAACCCUAUGGGACAGUUCUCUGUCCUAUGGGAUCGCUAUGAGUCAAAAUCAACUCAAUGGCAAUGGGUUUUUUGGUUGGGUGCUGCAAACAGUUAAGUGCUUGACUACUGGCUGAAAAGUUGGUGGUUUGAACCCACCCAGCAGCUCUGCAUAAGACAGGUGUGGCGACUUGCUUCCAAAAGGUCACAGCCUUGAAAACCCGAUAGAGUACAGUUCUGUUCUGCACGCAUUGGUCACCAUGAGUCAGAAUUGGCUCCGUGGCAGCUAACACCAGUUCUUUCUUCAUAGGGUGGUGAUGGUGGUAGUUGUUGGUUGCCGUCGAGCUGAUUCCAACUCACAGUGACUCCAUGUGACAGAGUAGAACUGUCCCAUAGGGUUUCCUAGGCUGUAAUCUUUACAGGAGCAGAUGCCUAGGUCUUUUCUCUUGUGGAGUGGCUGAUUGGUUUAAACCACCAACCUUUCUGUUAACAGCUGAGCGCUUAAACAUUGCACCACCAGGACUCCUUUCACAGGGUGGAGUGAGGACUAAAUGAAUGUGUGUCUAGCAUUUAGCUCAAUGCUCAGCACACCAUAAUUGCCCAAUAAAUGCUUAUUGUUAGCUUACUGGUGCUUGCAUACAUGACCCCUUCACUGUCACUGCCAGCCCCAAGAACGUGCCUCUUGUCACUGAGGCCAAGUAGCCACCCACUCGGACCCACAACCUGAGUUCCUUUUGAGAUGUUCAAAUUGGCCAGCCUGCAGGCAGGCUCCCGCCUGGAUAGGCCAGGAAAGGAAGGCCAGAGAAGGGAGCAGCAUUGUGGGCAUAUGGCAGAAUAUCAGGGUAAGGGGGGGAAAGGCGACUGCCCAGUUGUGGCAAUACAUUAGGCCCCCGAAACGGUUUUGCUUAUCAGAAGAAUGGGCCUGAGAAUGCCUUGGCCAAUCUGGGUCUGACUGUGUGUGUUUGUUACUUCUGUGCCAAACACCCAGUGUUUAGGGUCAGAAGUCACAGAAACUUGUGGUGAAGGGGGAGAUUUCUGAGCUGUGGGUUCCUGAGUUCAAGCCCUAAGGCUAUUGGCCAUUUGCAUACUGGGUGAUUUUGGGUAAGGACGUCAUCACCUCUCUGAGGUCACCUCAGUUUCCUCAUCUGGAGAGUGGAAUGAUGUUGGAGACUGGGGGAGAUAGAUUGUGUGAGGUGUCUAGCGCUUAGCACAGGGCCUGGCACACACAGUAAGUGCUCAGCGUGCAGACUAGCAGUGGCAUUACUUUCACGGAGUCACAGGGUCCUGGAGGCAGCACCAGUUCUUCCAGGCUAUAUUCACUCCUUGCCUCGCCCCACCUGCGAUCCGCCACCCGUCUCUCCGGUGAAUCAAGAAGCAUAGAUGUGCCUCCUUUGCCGUGACACCAGAAGAACUAGAUGGUGCCCAGCUACCCUUACUGAACAUUUUGAUGAAAGAUUUUAUAAAAGAAUUCUGAUCAAAAGGGAGAAAAUGCAGAACAGAAUUUCAAAUUCUCAUGGACUCUAGACUUUCUGGAGUCAUGGAGGCUGGAUGAACCUCCAAAACUACUGCCCUAAGAUAAUUUUUAAACCUUAAACCAAAAAUACCCCCUGAAGUCUUCUUAAAACCACACAAUAGCUUAACUAGUAAAAUACGGUCACUAUGAGUUGGAAUUGACUCGGUGGCACUGGGUUUUGUUUUUUUGGUAACUAGUAAAAUAUGCCUGCCUUGAGCAUGAUGCCCUUUUAAGAACUAUCUAUUUGGGAUCAGACUGACAACAGCAACUCAAAAGAUUAGAUAGGAAACUUAGGGGGACAGUGAGUAUGUUAACGGAGGAGGAACAACUCAGAAAAGGAGAGUGAGAAUAGUUGCACAACUCAAAGAAUGUAAUCAGUGUCACUGAAAUGUACAUGUAGAAACUGUUGAAUUGGUAUAUGUUUUGCUGUGUAGAUUCUCAACAACAAAAAAAAAAACCACACAGAUGUCUCCAAGGCCAUCUCUCCAGCUGAAGUCAGAACGUGUCCUGAACAUGUCUCUUUUCCUGCCUUAUUUCCAACAACUCUUGGUUUGCCUUCCAGAUCCUGCUCUGCCUCAGCUGAUGGUGUACCUGUGCACGGGGCCCACCCCUGAGUCCAGAUGACGCUCGUGCCAGUGGCUUCCGUGAUGGCGGUGACCGAACCAAAAUGGGUCUCGGUCUGGGGCCGCUUCCUGUGGGUGGCGCUGCUAAGCAUGGUACUGGGGUCCCUGCUGGCCCUGCUGCUGCCGCUGGGGGCCAUGGAGGAGCAGUGUUUGGCUGUGCUGAAAGGCUUCUACCUGCUCCGGAGCAAACUGGACAGGGUACAGCAUGCUGUCACCAAGUGCACAAACCCAACCACAGAGCUCAGUGUCACCUCCAGGGACACGGGGCUGCUGGUAGUCAAGACCAAGGCCUCUCCAGCCAGUAAGCUGGAAGCCCGAGCAGCUCUGAACCAAGCCCUGGAAAUGAAGCGCCUGGGCAAGCGGGGCAAAGCCCAUAAGCUCUUCCUGCACGCUCUCAGAAUGGACCCAGACUUCGUGGAUGCACUCAACGAACUCGGCAUCUUCUCGGAAGAAGACAAGGACAUCAUCCAGGCAGAUUACUUAUACACCAGGGCACUGACCAUCUCGCCCUACAACGAGAAGGCGCUGGUCAACCGGGACAGGACGCUGCCGCUGGUGGAGGAGAUCGACCAGAGGUAUUUCAGCAUCAUCGACAGCAAAGUGAAGAAGGUCAUGUCCAUCCCCAAGGGCAACUCAGCACUGCGCAGGGUCAUGGAGGAGACGUACUACCAUCACAUCUACCACACGGUGGCCAUCGAGGGCAACACCCUCACGCUGUCGGAGAUCAGGCACAUCCUGGAGACCCGCUACGCGGUGCCCGGGAAGAGCCUGGAGGAGCAGAAUGAGGUCAUUGGCAUGCACGCGGCCAUGAAGUACAUCAACACCACCCUGGUGUCCCGCAUCGGCUCUGUCACCAUCGGCGACGUGCUGGAGAUCCACAGGCGGGUGCUGGGCUACGUCGACCCGGUGGAAGCCGGCAGGUUUAGGACAACUCAGGUCCUUGUGGGACACCACAUCCCUCCCCACCCUCAAGAUGUGGAAAAGCAGAUGCAGGAGUUCGUCCAGUGGCUCAACUCAGAGGAGGCCAUGAGCCUACACCCAGUUGAGUUUGCAGCCUUAGCGCACUAUAAACUGGUGUACAUCCACCCCUUCAUCGAUGGCAACGGCAGGACGUCACGCCUUCUGAUGAACCUCAUCCUGAUGCAGGCGGGUUACCCGCCCAUCACCAUCCGCAAGGAGCAGCGCUCCGAGUACUACCACGUGCUGGAGGCUGCCAAUGAGGGUGAUGUGAGGCCUUUCAUCCGCUUCAUCGCCAAGUGUACUGAGACCACCCUAGACACCCUGCUUUUUGCCACAACCGAGUACCCAGUGGCGCUGCCGGAAGCCAAACCCAACCAUUCUGGGUUCAAGGAGACGCUCCCCAUGAGGCCCUAGCGUACUCAGUCAGUUCUCCCUUGGUGGCAAGGGGUGGCCUGAGAAAAAUCAAAGGAACUUAGCAUUUCUAGAAACCUAAGUCGUCUCCCACACAAAAGGGGGCCGUAAACAUUCUUUACCACCAGAUAUUUUUGGUUUGAGUUAAAGAAACUAAAUUAUUAAGGCUGUCUCUAAGAUAAUUUAUAAUUCAGUCCAUUUAUUUAUUUUCCCCUCUGGAACAAGCUAGUAAAUGUUGUCCGGCGUUUGCUGCUUCUGUGCUGUUGGCCACUGUUAGCAUGGUGGCCCCAGCAGGCCUCGGGGUCAUAAAUGCCCCUUGUGUGACCAGAACAGAAGGUUCUGGAGCAGAGUUUGCACUCAGGUCAGGGAGGGAGGUCAGGGGCUGUAAAGGAGGCCCAGGAGAGCCAUGGGAAUAAUGCUGCCAAGUCUUUCUCUCAGACUUUAACUAGGAAAUGAGUACUCCUUGGGAGAACUCAGUGCAGGUUUGGACAAAUAGUUGAAAGCUUUCUUUCUUAAAGGUUUUUGCUCCCCUGCAAAGAGAUUAGUGCUAUGACUAAUUUUUACUGGCAGAGCAAACUUUUGAGAUAGGAAAAUAAAAUUAAUGUUGGCAGUGUUUCUAGUUGGAUCCCUUGCUUCUUUCCAGGAAGUCUUUGAGCCAUAGUUCCUUUGUAGAUUCUAAUGCCAAAAGCAGUUAUUUUUCCACAUCAAGAGAAUUUUUCUAAUUAAGAGCAGGGGAGUGGCCAGCUGGAUUUUCUUUGUGUUUCGAUGUUUCUUUCACUUCACUUGAAGCAACUUGGACCAGAUGUUUUCUUUUCAUCUGAAUUAUCUGGGUUUGUGACUCAGCAGCUGAACUCAAACCAGGUAUUUGUGCAGGUGGGCAGGUCUGUCCUCACCCUGCACUGAGUUUUCUACAGGUAGAAGUUAAAGAACACAUUUGAGAACGCAGAGGCCACGUCAACAUUGAAUAAGCAUUUUUGAUAAUGAACAAGAGCACCGGUUUCUACUGAAUCAAGUAAAAACCUCUGGCCACAGCCAGUCCUUGUCCAUCUGUCCUACAGCUUUAUCCACUCAGUUGCCCGCCCCCCCACCUCCCACGGACAUUGUCCAGUGUCCCAGGGGAGGCAGAAGAGAUUGCCCCCAAGUGGCCUUAUUUUUCUAGCAACUUGUAAAGUGCUAAAAAUGUUACAUGGAAUGCGGCCCGGUUUCCAAGUUGUCAUUUUAUGAAAGUAGGGAGAGUCUUCUUUCAAUCACAUGUGGCACAGGUGCCAAUACAGCUGCUGCUAUUUCGACUCCAAAUGGCCAGAAAUCACCGGGUUCCUUUUCCAGUCACAGGACCCGUGAUGUUUAACGCUGUUACUUCCCUUUGCUGGUGUUUGAAUGAUGGUGAAUACACGUCGACUCUGUGAUUUGUGGGUCCAGUUCCUGAUAGUAAGGAGGUCACCGCUCUGACGUAGCCUGUGUUUAUACAGUUACUCAGGUGUAUAACUGGCACAGAGUACUCUGAAAGGUCUAAGAAAAAUAAGUGAAAAGAUGUAUGAAAUGAUCCCAGGUAAUAGUUACUCAAACCUUUAUAAGCAAUGUUUUGGUACUUCUACGCUGCCACGAAGUAUUUCUUCAACUUUAACUGUUCUAUGGUCUUUGUUUUGGAAGCACACCAAGGAAGCCUGACAGAGGGCUUGCUCUGUACUGUAGAGUGAAAUUUGCACUUUAGCCAUAUGUGAAGGAUAUUAUUUUAACAAAUUACUGAUUCUAAUAAAGUAUUUUAUUACAUAAAUA